Molecule: messenger RNA, 708 nt
Organism: Penicillium crustosum
Lineage: Eukaryota; Fungi; Ascomycota; Eurotiomycetes; Eurotiales; Aspergillaceae
Product: ThiJ/PfpI family protein
Exons: 3
Coding region: 1-708 (235 amino acids)
Molecular function (GO): glyoxalase III activity
Source: RefSeq, a predicted model, not a curated record
AUGACACCCAAAGUCCUCGUCGUCCUCACCUCCCAUGACAAGCUUGGCACCACCGGCAACCCAACCGGCUGGUAUCUGCCCGAAUUCGCCCAUCCCCACGAAGUCCUCCACGACAAAGUCUCCCUAACAAUCGCCUCACCAAAAGGUGGCGAAGCACCCCUCGACCCAUCCUCCGUAAAAGCCUCCGAGUCAGACGAGAUCUCCCAAAAAUUUCUAAAAGAACAGAAAUCCCUCUGGACAAACACGCACAAGCUAGCAGAUAUUCUCCCGCGCGCAGACGAGUUCGAUGCCCUCUUCUACGUUGGUGGUCAUGGACCAAUGUUCGACCUAACCAACGACCCCACCUCCAUAUCUCUAAUCGAAACCUUCGCAGCCGCCAACAAACCCGUCGCAGCCGUCUGCCACGGUCCUUGUGUCCUGCUAAACGCAAAGGCACCCUCCGGCGCACGGCUCAUCUCCGGCGUGGGCGUGACCGGGUUCUCGAAUGCGGAGGAAGAUGCUGUGCACCUGUCUACUGCCAUGCCGUUUAUGUUGGAGACGGAGCUUGGACGGGUUACUGGUGGGAAGUAUGUUAAGGCUGCGGAGCCUUGGGGGGAGAUGGUUGUUGUUGGCAAAACGGCUGAGACGGGGUCGACGAUUAUUACCGGGCAGAAUCCUGGGUCUGCGACUGGGGUUGGGAAGGCGAUUUUGAAGGCUUUGGGGUUGUAG